AUGAUUCUCUCGCACUAUAUCCUGCUCCCAGCCGCCGGGCUCAUCUUGUUUGGACUCAAGCCGAAGCCUCCCCAUAGCCUGAUCUGGGGCCACCUAAAACUCUUCAACGAGGUCAUCAAGCUUUUCCCGGACAACACUGCACCCGCCGCAUAUUACACCGAGAUUGCGCAGCGAUACCAGCUCAAGAAGUUGUUCUACCUGGACCUCUGGCCAUUCGCGCCAUCACAGCUCGUGCUCAUCUCACCAGAGACCGCAGCCCUCGUUACAACGGUCGAAGACUACCCAGUGCACGAUGUCGCCACCGGCUUCGUCUCGGCACUUAUAGGCAAGACCAUGAUCGCCGCGGUCAAUGGGCAGCCCUGGAAGGCGCUGCAUAAUAUGAUAGCGCCAGCGUUCCGCCCUUCGGCGCUAAAGCGCAUGGUCCCGGUCAUCGCAGACCAGACCAUGUCUGUGCUCCAUGCAGCGCUGUCCCGCCGCGCCGCCAGUGGCCAGGCAUUCGCCAUGGAAGACGUAGCCGCGCAGCUUGUGUUCAGGAUGAGCAGCAAGAUUAUCUUUGGGGUUACUGUCUCUGACGAAGCGAAUGAGCGGCUUCUUGCAGACUUUGCGGUCAUCUUGGAGUAUGCGAAGAUUCUGACGCAGGUCCAACCAGGUAACCCCUUCAGGAAGGUGUUCUGGUGGUGGAAGCAGAGAGCAGCUGCUCGGCGCAUCGACGCGUUCCUUGGGGCACUUGCGAAGGAGCGGCACAUAGAGAUGGUUAGAAGGGAUUCUGCAGAGGGUGGCGACAAGGAAGGGCUGGGGAAGAGUACAAUGAGUGUCCUGGAUCACAUCCUUGUUGGCUUAUUGCCCAUGGAAAAUAGCGGGCAGGUUCCGGAUACCCUGACAGCUGCAGUUUCCCGGACAAUCGUUGAAAACCUCAAGGGUCUUCUACUCGGCGCAUACGGAACCACAACAGAUACAUUAUGCUUCAUUUACAUCCUCCUCUCUACGCAUCCCACCGUGAUGCAGAAACUCCGGGAGGAGCACGACCGGGUAUUCAGGACCGGUUUACAGACCACCCAGCAUACGCUCAAAGAGAGCCCUGAUAAGCUCAGUGAGCUGCGUUAUACAACCGCCGUUAUUAAAGAGACACUGCGACUGUUCCCUGUGGGGUUCGGAGUCCGAUCGGCCAAGUCAGGGAUCCCUGCUUUAGAGUACCAGGGGCGGACCUACCCAACACCAAACCAAAUGAUCAUCCCCUGCACACACACCAUCCACUAUGAUGCAGAAAUAUUCCAAAGCCCCGCGACCUUCAACCCCGAACGCUUCAUGGACCCUUCGACCGCGAUCCCUCUGAAUGCCUGGCGACCAUUUGAGCGAGGCCCGCGGGCGUGCAUGGGUCGGGACUUGGCAAUGCAAGAACUAUGCAUUAUCCUGCUACUUACUGUGCGGAGCUUUGAGUUUGAGUGUGUUGGACUGCAGCCCAGGGCCGAGCCUAGUGUCUUGUACACGAAUUUGGAUCUCCGCCUGGGUGAUUUGGCUUUCCAGGAGUCGUCGUUUUCUGCGAAGCCGAGGGGUGGCGCGGUUAUGAGGGUUGCAUCAGUUCAUUGGUAUGAUUGUGUUUGA
Aspergillus calidoustus is the source of this 1602-nucleotide messenger RNA. Lineage: Eukaryota; Fungi; Ascomycota; Eurotiomycetes; Eurotiales; Aspergillaceae. The record is from the annotation of a GenBank genome assembly.